Molecule: messenger RNA, 690 nt
Organism: Adineta ricciae
Lineage: Eukaryota; Metazoa; Rotifera; Eurotatoria; Adinetida; Adinetidae
Source: the annotation of a GenBank genome assembly
AUGACUAACGAUUCAGUUGUACCAGCAAGCAAAAAACCAAUCAUAGCCCUCGAUUGUGAUGGCGUUCUCUUAGAUUAUCAUUCACAAUUCGCACACAUUUACGAGAAGACAUUCGGAACGAAGCCAGCCAUUGUUUCACCAAAAGCAUUUCAUGCUCGUACAGCAUAUGGCGUCAAUUUUACUUCUGAAGAAAAGGACCAAUUCGAACAAGUAUGGCGUGAACACGGUUGGAGAACAAUGCCCACACACGAUGGAGCAGUUAAAGCGUGUCACUUAUUGCAUGAAGCUGGUUACGAAUUAGUUUGUGUGACAGCCAUGCCGGCUCGUCAUAUCGAACAUCGUUUAGAAAACUUUCGUUCGCAUGGCUUUCCGAUUGACAAAAUUAUAAGUACUAGUUUUGAUCCCAACAAUGAAAAUCAUAAUCCCAAACGACAAGUCAUUGAAGAUUUACAUCCCGUGGCUUUCGUCGAUGAUUUCAGACGAAAUUUCCGAGAUAUUGCAGGUGUUCAUACAAAGCUCGUCUUCAUUGACCAUGAAUACGAGGGUGAUCCAAGUCAACACCAUGACAUUUAUUAUGACGCGAAAUAUCCGUCUCUUUUAAGCUUCGUAGAAGAUUUCCUUUGUACGGAAGAACAUGGAAACAGUAUUAUUUGGCCAGAAAGACCAUCGCAUCUCAUACCUUCGUCUUAA